Molecule: messenger RNA, 3528 nt
Organism: Colletes gigas
Lineage: Eukaryota; Metazoa; Arthropoda; Insecta; Hymenoptera; Colletidae
Source: RefSeq, a predicted model, not a curated record
AUGAAGUUCCUUUUGGUGACGUGUCUGCUAGCUAUGGGUUUACUCUCCGUUGGAGCAGCUGCUGAAGCCGACAGAGCCGAAGAGAAGCCGGAGAUUACAAAGUUAGAGUUGCUCGAUCUCGGUGCGGGAGAAAGCGACGUCGACGCGGAUGAUUCGGAAGUGCAAAGAAAGAGGGAUUCUGGCUACACGUACAAGAGGCCUUCGAGGCUACGUUUCCAGCUGGAACAAAACGGUAACAGAGGCCGCAUCGUGAACAGGCAUCCUGCCCAAAUAAACAGACCUGUCACCAAAUACGGACCGCCCGGUUAUCAGAAUCCGUCACCGUCCAGACCCCACGGCCAGCAGCACAGAGACAAAUUACAAUUCCACCAUGGCGGCCAACAGCAUUCGAGCAACCACGACAACCGACCGAACGGCUAUCUGGAACAGGAAGUUCCGAGCCCAAUACGACAGAUCGACUUCGUCGAACCGAAUCCGAUAUCCAGCCAGAACAACGAACCGUUCGCCUCCCACUCGGCGAAUUACUUGCCGCCGCAGAACCAGAAACUACCCGGUUACACGUCGCCGCAAACGUUCUCCCUGACGCACGCCGCGCAGAAUUUCCAGAACAACGGACAGCCGGCGAGUUUCCAGAGUCAGAGUAUCGUGCAGUCGCCGGAACAGAUCUCGGACGCGGCUCUGUUCCUCGCACAGAACGCCAACGCGAUCCAGCAACUCUACGGGGCACCCGCCAACGAGCAAGACUUCGCCCCGAACAACGAGAAUCAGUUUGCGGGGCAGAACAACGAUCAGGUUCAACAAUCUAUCGGUCGGUUCCAGACCUUGGAGACCAGCUCGCUGGGUCCCAACGGUUUCACCGGGCCCCUCCCGUCGUACGCGUCCGGAACCCUGAGCGCCCAGGAGACCCUCGAGCAAAUCCAGUCCCUCGAAAAGGACAGGCUGAUCGUCCAGCUGCAACGAGCCCUCGCUACCCAGAGCCAGGCUGCGGACGCGGCAGGAAGGUACGCUCAAAAUCAGCCGAGCUUCGUUCAGAAUCAAGAUCUUCUGGCUUCCCUUGGACAGCGAAUGAAGAUUCACGGUUCAAACGCGCAACCGGGUACCGCGAACGUCGGCCCCGAAAAUACAGCUUUCAAUCAAUCGCCUUUUUUGCCAGGGACAACGAUCAGUCCGGGGUUACCGCUUAACUACGGGCUGCUAUCGACCACCACGUUGCCACCGACGACCACCUCAACGACAACUACCACGACCGUGCAACCUCCUCAGGUUACGAAAGGCGACGGAACCACUCAGGUCGGUUCCAAUCUGCUGCCUACGCCUUCCCUACCGCCGUCCACCGCUGGACUACCCGUUUACGGCGGCUUCGUGCCAACCCUGAUCGCUGGUACAGGUUUCCUAUCGAACGUUCCUUCCUACGGACCCGGGUUCUUCUCGCCCGGGACCGUCACGUCCGUCCAAACGUCCGGCUCCUCGCCCACGCACUUCGGAAUACCUAUCCCCACGGAUCUCGGUCAGAAGCCAACGUCCACGACCACGCCGUCGACCCCUGCCAACCCCUCGACCAACCAACCAUCCACCCCUUCCUCACCCCCGAUUCACACUGUGCCUCUUCCGGUUCACCCAGUGACUCCUCUUCGUCCAGUGACGCCUCUGCAGCCUGUGCUUCCGGCGACCCCGGCGCAGACACCGUCGUCCGCGUAUCCGGCUUACGGGAUACAGACGCCGGUGCUCAACCCGUUCCUCUACAAGCCCGUGAAACCCGUCUACCCGCUGUACUAUUACCCGAACGUCGGAUAUCAGCUGCAAAAGCCAGCGGCGGCGACUUAUCCGUGGAGCUACGCGCCGACCUACGCCACGCAAGCGAAACCGGCCCAAAUAUGGAAAUGUGGUGGUGCGCUAGUACCAGCGCGGGGAGACUCACCUUCACCUAGACCUUUCUUUCGCCGUGCGAGAGGGGAUUUCUAUAUAAAAGGUCUCUUCUUGGUAGCAAUGCCAUCAGAAACCACAAUUUCACUUACACACCCGGUUGUCACCGAGCCACGAGAAAUAACGUACUGGAUAAACACGUUUCGAGCCAACAUGCGGUCAUUGAUUCUAUUGGGACUCGCGGUCCUCGCUGUUUCGAGCGUGUCCUGUCGGGACGCGCAGGGCGAGAAGCGAUCGUUGAGACCACCUGGUAAAGGUAAACGUGGCGUCAGUGAUUAUUCCGGGGGCUACUCGUCCGGAGGAUCGUCCUACAACUCGCCCGUGCACUCGAGCCUGUCUUCGGGAUACAGCGGAGGAGGCUCCUCCGGAGGAUAUUCCUUGGGACACGGAGGCAUCCAGAGUCUCCAAAGCUUGGGAGGCUCUCUGGGACACGGCUCCCUGGGAUACUCGCUGGGAUCGUCGGGUCUGAAUCUGGGCUCCGGAGGACUGGGCCUGGGUCACGGAUUGGGUCUUCAAGGGCUCUCCCUGGGCGGACACGGCCAAGCUUCGUACUCUUCGCCCAGCGUCGCGCUCUUCGCUCCCUCGAAGAAUGGACCUGUCACUUUCGGCCAAAACGGAGGCGGAAUCUCUUCGGCGAAUUCCGGUUCCAGCAGUUACGCGGCGCCAGUCUACGCAACCGGAGGCCACGGACUGUCCAGUUACGGCAGCGGAGGAUCCUCGAGCAGCGUCAGCCUUCCGGCGAUGCUGGGAUCCUCUCACGGCUCCUACAGCCUGCCAACCUCGUCUCUGAGCUCAUCUGGACACAGCAUUCCCCUUCAAUCCCUCGGCUCGGGUUCCUCCCAUUCGGUGACCGGAGGAUUGGUGAUCGACGGGAGUUCGUUCGGAAAAGGUUCCAGCGGUGGUUCCAGCACCUACAUCCCGAUAUCUUCCGGAUCGCACUCCGGUGGAUCCAGCAGCUACUCGUUGCCUGUAUCUUCUGGAUCAUCCGGUGGCCACAUCGCUCUCUCCGGCGGAUCCUCCGACAGCUCCAGUUACUCUCUUCCUGUUUCUUCCGGAUCGUCCGGCUCGAAUUCGUACUCUAAUUACAUACCUUCCUCCUCCGGAGCGUCGUCGUACUCUUCAGGCGGUAGUUCCAGUUACUCGAGUCCCUCUGUUUCUUACUCCGGCGGUGGGUCCAGCUACUCGAGCCCUUCUGUCUCUUAUUCCGGCGGUGGAUCCAGUUACUCGAGCCCCUCUGUCUCUUAUUCCAACGGUGGAUCCAGCCACUCGAGCCCCCCUGUCUCUUACUCUGCCAGUUCCACCCACUCCAAGCCUACCGUCAUAUAUUCUGGCCCCGGCUACCCUAACCCCAUUUCCAGCUACUCGGACUCCGGCUCCAGCUACCCCAGCCAUAGUUCCAGCUAUUCUGGAUCUUCUAGCAGCUACUCACCCAGCUACUCAGCACCGUCGACGUCGUACAGCAGCCCCUCGGAGCCUCACGGAUCUUACUCGAAUCUGAGCCCCAGAUACGUCGGAUACUCAGCUGGCAAGAGCUACGAGGGCCUGAGCGGCACUGGCAACAAAUACGACACGAUCUCGUACUCCAGUCCUAGCGGAAAAUAUUAA